UCGGCACUCCAUCAUGAUGUACACGACACUUUCGGUUAAAUAAUCUUAUUGUGUUCAAAAAUACACCCUACGCUGAUAUUACACGACAUCCGGUCCAACGGCGCCAGCCUGCGGAUCAGGUAACCCAAGGUUUUUUCAAUUUGGGAGCCGAAGUACUUUAGAAGGGUAACAGGACACCUACCACUCAGUCUACGUCGUUGGGCCAUUUUAAUGGAUCAAAUUGGAGUACAAAAACCUCCGACAACUCGGCACCCACAAUCGGAUAGCAUCACCUUAAAAUCGCCCGGCAUCCCUCUCAUUUCUCACAAGGGGCUUCCUUCCUUCCUUCCGACCUCGACCUCUUCUCUGUUUCUGAGAACAAGCCUGAACUCAACGACAAUCCCGGCGGUGGUACAUUUGACGAUCUGAAUAUCUUUGAAAUCAUCGACAUGAAUUCCACCCAGGGCCCGACAUCACCGACAAUGCCUCCACCUGCCGUCCAGAACCAGGUUUUGCAGUAUCCAACAGGCAAGAACAAACGCGACGGUGAAGAUGAUGCUUCGGCUAUGGUGAUGUUGAAGAAUUAUUUGUUUGAGCAAGUCGAUGGAGAGCGGUCCAUAGCGCCCCUAUCUGUGUAUUGCUUCAUGACUGGUUUCACUGACUCGAUUACAUACACUGCUACAUUUAUCUGGUGCGCUUUCCAAACGGGAAACAGUCUAAGACUGGCCAUUGCCUUUGCUCGCCUGUUCGACGGGCAGCAUGACCCCUCAUUCGAUGUACCGGAUGGUCUAGCACUAUGCUCAUUGCUCAUGUUCAUUUUCGGUGCCUUCAUGGGCCGCCUCGGUGAUAGGUUGGGCUGCAAGACACGGUUGUGGUUGACCCUCGGCACGUUCAUUCAAACCCUCUUGACAAUGGUCGCUACUAUUGCGAUAUGGAAGAGCCAUCAGGGUAGCAUUGCUGAUGAUCCCGCCCACCCCGCAUGGACCAGCGUGUUGUCCUUUGUGUGCAUCGGCUCCAUGAGCGCGAGCAUGGGCUUGCAGGCCAUUAUGGGGAAGCGUAUCAAUACGCAGUUCACUACUACAGUUGUGUUCACGACGAUUUGGUGUGAGCUCAUAGCUGACCCUAAGCUCUUCCACAUCCGACGAAUCGUCAAUUCGCGCGAUCAUAAGAUCCUGGCUAUCAUCUGCAUGUUUUUGGGAGGCGUCGUCGGCCGUGUAUUGAUUGACAGAUUUGGUUCAGCUACUACGUUGGCUAUCGGUACAGUAAUCCGUUUGAUUAUCACUGUAUGGUGGCUUUUCAUCCCUGAGGAGCAGGGUAGAAUAUGUUUAUGAAGUGCUUAUAUGCGUGUUUACGACCAUGUACAUAUUUUUAUUGCUGACGACUCACCAGUAGCUGUAGUUUGGAUGUAUCAGUCUUUGUAACACAACGAAAAAUCGGAUACAUCAAUGUGCUCGCUCAAUGUUCGACUUGUAACGCUUUGAAUUCCAACUCAUGUUGAACUCACCCCGCAUCAUGAUCAUCGCAAGCUGCUUGGUUCUGCACUUGGUCC
Molecule: messenger RNA, 1528 nt
Organism: Suillus subalutaceus
Lineage: Eukaryota; Fungi; Basidiomycota; Agaricomycetes; Boletales; Suillaceae
Exons: 4
Coding region: 429-1310 (293 amino acids)
Source: RefSeq, a predicted model, not a curated record